GCCCCUGGUCCGGGGCCGGGGGCCUGUCAGCAGCAUCUUUCGCAGUGCCUUGACCAGCAUCCUGAAGACACCGGCCCUACAGACCCGGCGAGAGCCGAAGAGGAGUGAGGAGCCACAGCCAGACUGGGGGGAGGCGGAGCACCAGGGUUCGAUGGCACCGACCACCAGCCACUCACCCUCAACGCCGCCAAGGUCACAGGCCCCAACCCGGGAGGUCCUUGAGAGGGCGGAGGAGUUGGAUCCCGAAACUGAGGCAGCAUCAACAGUGAGACGUGCCCGCCGCCUGGACAGCACAGACAGCCUGGGGGGGAUGUCACCCUCCGAAGCCAUGGUGCUCCAAUGCAAGAACAUUCCAGCCAGUCUUAACAGCAAGGACAUCCUGGGGGAACAUUUCCGCCAGUUCGGACGUGUGCAGCGGAUCUUCUGCAGGCCCCAGAAGAACCUGGCCAUAGUGCACUUCCACGACCAUGCUUCUGCUGCCAAAGCCAAGAAGAAGGGCAAACUGCUGCGCAGGCAUGAGCUCACCAUCUUCUGGCAGAGGAAGAAGCAGAGUCCAGGAGAGAAGGGCCAAAGGCCUCCAGAUGACCCUGAUCCUCAGAGCCAGGCAGGAGGCUUUGAGUCAGCCCCUGUCUGCAAAGCCCUCUCCAAAUCCACCUCCGGCUGGUCCUCCAGCUCAUCCCUAUCCAGAGGGUCACCAGCCAAGAAACCCCUGGCGACAAAGGCCCUGCAGUUUGAGAGUGAGCCGCAGAUGGAGCCCAGCCCAGACGGCCUCGAAUCCGAACAUCUAGCCAGCAGCCUCCCCUCUCCCCUCUUCCACCUGAUUGGCCAGGUAGCUGAAACCACCGACCUGGAUCUGUCCAAGGUGUUUGUGGGUACGUGUCCUGACAUGUGUCCGGAGAAGGAGCGUUACAUGAGGGAGACCCGGAACCAACUGAGCUCUUUUGAGGUCAUCCCCAACACGGAGAAGGUGGACCACACUGCUGCCAUUAAGGAGUACAGCAGGUCCUCUGCUGACCAGGAGGAGCCCCUCCCCCAUGAACUGCGGCCCCUUACUGUGCUGAACAUGACCAUGAACUACCUGGUUACCCAGGUCAUGGACCAGGGUGAGGACAACUACCGUGACUGGUAUGACUUUGUGUGGAACCGCACACGAGGUAUCCGGAAGGAUAUCACUCAGCAGCACCUGUGCGACCCGCUUACGGUGUCCCUUAUUGAAAAGUGCGCCCGCUUCCACAUCCACUGCGCACACCACCUGUGCCAGGAGCCCAUGAUGUCCUUUGAUGCUAAGAUCAACAAUGAAAACCUGACCAAAUGCUUGCAGAGCCUCAAGGAGAUGUACCAGGACCUGGCCAGCAAGAACAUCUACUGCCCUCAUGAGGCAGAGUUUCGGCAGUACAGCGUGCUCCUGAAGCUCAAUGAUGGAGACAUCCUCCGGGAGGUGCAGCAAUUUCGGGCGGAGCUCCGAAACUCUCCGGAGGUGAAGUUUGCCGUCCAGGCCUUUGCCGCUGUCAACAGCAACAACUUCGUGAGGUUCUUCAAGCUGGUCAAGGUGGCCUCGUAUCUGGCUGGUUGCAUCUUGCACCGCUACUUCGACCAGGUGCGCCGUGAGGCUCUGCGGGCCCUGAAUGUGGCCUACAGCUCCCGUGGUUCCACCACAUUCCCGGUCGAAGACCUGGUCCGGAUGCUCAUGUUCCAGAAUGCCGGCGAGGCUUCGGACCUCGCGCUGCAGUAUGGGCUCGCGGUCGAUGCAGGCAUGGUGGAGCUAAGCCGGACAGCGUACCAGGAGCCUGAGAUCCAGCCACGUCCAAAGCGCUCUGUGGCCAUCGCAAGGAAGCGGGAGGUGCUGGUGGGCCAAGUGGUCAACGGCGCGCCACUGCCCAACCCACCCCAACACACACCCGUCAACAGCUUUGACAGCCGCAACAAGUACCGUGGGGAUGGGCAGCCAGCGGAGGCAGGCAGUGUGCCCAGGGCUGCAGCCUCCCCUCAGAGGCCCCCCAUUGAGCUGGAUGCGCGGGCCCUCCAGCACCGAUCCAAGAUGCCGAGCGACCCAGCGGAGUCAGCUGGCCUCCCUGGUAGAGAGGAGAGUGGAGCACUUGGGGCAUCUCCGUCGGAGGCACCACCAGUCGCCCCACCUACGCCUCCCCCACCGGAGCCCGUUUACACAGAGCAGGACAUCGCCACGGAGGUAGAGGCCAUGCUGGAGGAGGUAGUGCAGGCCGAGGUGGCUGACGUGGCUGCCACCGGAGCCGAGUACAUCUCUGCUGCACUCAGCAUGUGCAACGGCCAGGUGGAGGCAGUGCUGAGUGAGGUGGUGGAGCAGAUGCUGCGGGAGGUUUCUGCUGCCGAGAUCCAGGCAGAGAGGGAGCAUAUCGCUGAGGAGAAGCGCAGGAUGGAGGAAGCCAGGAGAAAGCAGGAACACGAGGAGCUCCUGGCCCGGCUCAGCAAGACACUGUGUGCCGAGAUCACACAGGAGGUGCUGCGCGACUGCAUCGUGGAGACUGCCUUAACAGAGAUCAGGCGUGCCCAAGAAGAGCAGGCAGAAUGUGUGGCUCGCAGCUCACAAGACGUGUGUGAGGUACUGCUGGAGGAGACGCUGUGUGGUGAGCUCACCCUGCUGGCCCAAGAUGUCCUGGAAGCAGAGCUUCUGAGUAUACGCAGGUUCAUCAAAAGGUGGCGUGAUGUGGUGGCCGUGCGCAGGCAGCUGAAGCGACAGAUGCGUGAUUUUCCUGCUGCCCCUGGCUGUGUGGACCCCCGCUUCAGGCUGCAGGCCUUGGCCCCCAGUGCCCCCCCCUCACCCUGCCUGGACAGGCUGGCCCGGGGCGUGGUCAACCUGGGGCACGCUGGGGACCUCUCUGUUUCCUGCACCAGGUUGGCGAAGAUGCGAAGGGAAACCGAGCAUCAGAUGAAGGUCCACUUGUUCUACCAGCAGCUCCUGAGCGAAUCUGUGUGGGGGCCACUGGACCUGCUCAGUCUGGUGGCAGCAAGCGUCUCGAACCCAUCUGACACAAUCUUCUGGAAGGCAGCCCUCUUGUUGCCAAGUGAUCAUGAAAGAGAUGCCAGUGUUGCUAACCAGAUUUUGACAGAAUGGCUGGAGUCCAAAUUCGGUAACUCGGAGAAGCAAGAACACAGGGAGAUGGUCCCCAACGGACACAUGCAAACCUUGAGCAUCAGCAGCGGCCUGCGGAGCGUGGGGGAGCGCAUGCACACAGUGCACGUGUGUGUGAAGGUGGCCCGCGGGCCCCUCAGCGAGGAAGGCCAGUUGGCAUUGGAGAAGCGGAAGGGGCUGAUGGGCAUGGGCGCCCUGCUGAUGCUGCUGCCCUCGGCAGUCAGUCCCGGGGCUGAUGAGGAAGACGGGGACAUCUUCCUGUUAUCCGCCCUGCUGCAGCUCCGGCAGAUCCAGCAGGCUAAUGCCUGGCCACAGGCCCUUCCUCUGGUGGUGGUGGUCCCAGGGCAGGCUGGGCACAGGGCCAGCGAUGAACGGCUAGAGGAAGACCUGAUGCUUCAGACACUCAUUGAGGAAGGUUUGAUUUCAGAGUACAUGUUCGUCCAUAUCCCCGAGACCACGAACGAACCCCAAGGAUCCGAGCAGAUCCGCCAUGCCGUCAGGUGGCUCGCUGCCCGCUCCACGGCACCAGCCCGGCUCGUCUCGCAGACGUUGGUGCAGGUUGUGGAGGCCGGGCUCUGCCGCGAGUUUGCUGGUAGGCUUCACCGUGAUCGGAGGGACCGUGACAUGGCGGGACUGCCCUCCCAGGGCCCUGCACCCGUCAUCGGCCUCUACAACACUGUCCUGGCUUUCUUGGCUGGCCUUGUGUCGUCCCCGAGUCUGGCUGGCCUCUCCUGGCCCGUGGCAGAGUUCUCGGUGCCAGGGGGUGGUGACUGCCUACCACAUCUGCUCUGGAACUCGGCUGAGCACCUGGAGUGGCUCCAGGGGGCAGUCCUGAGCCUGCGGCUGCCCGACUGGCCGCUGCCAGCCGUGGGGGCUCCUUGGAGCCAGCUGGUUGCCUCCAUCUUCCAGUACGUAUCUCAAAUCCCAUGGUCCCGCCACAGCCAGCCACUCCUUAUGUCCCAGUUGGAGAACCUUUUGGAGAGGCUGCGUCAGGACUGUGUGGGCCGAGGUGGGGGGCCGGACAAGGAGCCCACUUUCUGGGAGGUGCCCUGGGACGAAAUUGUCAUGCUCUGUGUAGAGCACCAACUCCUGGACUGGAACCCUCCUGGGUGCCCCGUGAGUGAAGAUGUCAUCAGUGACGACGGAGAAAUCCCGGUGUAUUUCCUGAGCGAUGGGCUGCAGGGCUUCAUACCGCCGUCCUGCUGGGUGGAUGCCGUAAAGCAGACGCACAGGGACAAGCAGCAGGGGAAGGCAGGGUGUCACCAGAGCAUGUGGCCUCAUCCUCGAAUGGCCAGGCCACGUCUUCAACAGAAGCUGUUUCACAGCAUGGUUGAGGACCCUGAGUCCGGAUCCGGUGUUGCCCCUGUUUUGGAUGCUGCCUCCAGCCCCCAGGACCUCCUGGCUCGCAUUGAGGAGGAGAAAGAACAGAGCCGCAGGUUCGAGGACCAGCUGCGUACCUGGCUUGACGUCGAGUCCCUGGGCCCUUCCUCUUCCUCCUCACCACUUUUCUUGCCUUCUUCGUUACUGUCUGUACCGGAGAUCGUAGUGCCCUCCCCAAAGAUGGCUGCCCCACCUGCACUUGCCCUGCAGAAGGAGCGCAGUGUCCUCAGUGACCAGGCCAGGGGAGCUGCCAGUUCUAUGGCGAGGCGUCUACAGGAGCUGGAGCAGCUGAUCUCUGCAAGCCGGGAGGAGGAGCUCGCAUGUGAGCUGAAGCUAAGCUGCCUUCUGGACAUUGUUGAUGACUGAGUGUCAUGUGACCCACCUGAUGUCUGCCGUUGACUGCCACAAGUUGUCUCUCUUAUGCCUGAUUUCUGCAGUAUAUUUAGUUGUGUGGUACUUGUGCAUAUAUUGCUUUGAAGAGUAUGAUGUACAGUAAUUUACACAACAUUGGGAGUGUUGUAACUGGGGGAAAAACAUGUCAUAGGAAAUGGACAGUUUUUUAGGGUUUUUUUUGUGCAAAUUUUAAAUAUUAAAAUGUUAUUGUAUUUAGAAA
This is a messenger RNA of Brienomyrus brachyistius, 5102 nucleotides long. RefSeq names its product germinal-center associated nuclear protein-like. Lineage: Eukaryota; Metazoa; Chordata; Actinopteri; Osteoglossiformes; Mormyridae. The record is from RefSeq and is a predicted model, not a curated record. The coding region runs from base 152 to 4855 and encodes 1567 amino acids. Gene Ontology annotation, molecular function: RNA binding. The transcript is spliced from 28 exons. Gene Ontology annotation, cellular component: transcription export complex 2; cytoplasm; nucleus. Gene Ontology annotation, biological process: mRNA export from nucleus.